CAGCCUUUGAUUUCGUAUGGAACAAAGGCGGGGGCAGGGCGUUGGGAGGUGAACUCCAUUGACCUCCGCUAGGAUGAAUUCACUUCCUCAUACUUCCCUCGUGUGAAUACUUAUAAAUCAUUAAACACCCCCAUGCAUCUUCGAAUAUUCUAGCUUGACUUAUUUUAUUACGGGUUUAAAAUUUGCGUUUAGUUGCUAGUAACCACUCUGAUUAUCUUCCACUAUGACAGACGCAAGCGAUGCCAUCCACCUGCCCGAUGGCUAUCUUGUCUGGGAUGGGGAUACAAUAACCGACGAAGCCUUUGACAAACUGAGAUCAGAAGCCCUCUUUCGGCAUAACAAUUGCAUCCCGCUCUUCACCAAGGAUGCCAUUAGUGAAUUUGGCAAGCAGUUCAAAAUGGCAGUUGCUGGACAGGUCAGCGUAGUCUCAGUACGCAGACUGGAUGGCGAGAGGGCGGAUUUCAGAGUGCCGCCUGACCAUCCUGGCUUCCACCCUGAUUCAAAGCCGACAAUCGGAUUCGUCGCUCUCCAGAAGCUGGCGCGCCUGGGUCCCUACAAUGAUAAAUUUUGUCCUAUCUUUACCACCCAUCUAAUCGUUGAGUACAUUGGCUUGAUGCGAGAUAGAAUCACCGGGGAAGUGAUACCCAGCGAUAUUCAGCCUAUCGAGGAUGUUGAACCGUAUUUUAGACGGACUUUAACGAAAUGGGAGGCGACACCAGCAUGCCAGCAUCUAAGAGGGAGUCUUAAGGCAUUACUGCAAAGAAAUUCUAACAUACGCAAAAUCGAUAAAAUUGUUGCUUAUGCCUGUGGCAGUCUCAUUGAGUUUGAAACAGAGGAGUCCGGCGCCUACCCAUCUUUGGCACCCCGUCCUUUUUACCAGCAUGCACUUGUCAUGACCGUACUCGACGUCCUGCAGAACGAACGAACGGAUAGGGAUGCCGAGCAGAUACGAUGUUACUUGCAGGAUCCAAUCUAUACGGAUGCUGAAAAGGAUAUGUUAGCAAAGUUCGCCGUGACAGUUGUUGAUGACGCGGAAGGGUUUUUAUUGACGGACGACUCGACGGCUGUGCUUUCUUUCGCACCGAAUGUUCCUAUCAAACAAGUUGUGCUAGACAUUUCUCUCCCUCCCAUGAUGAUGUGGGACAAAGUUAAAGAUGAAGAUGUCCUCAAACCAUGGACGGACCCCGAUUCUCCCCGCAUCAGAAAGUUGAUUGGCGAGCAUUACGAUGAAGUUGAAUUUCAAGAUUACGAAGAGCGUUUCAUGACGUCCUUUUACGUUAAGCGGGCUCCUACAUAAAGGCCAAAAAGCCUUCAAACUUUCUGGAAAAACAUAUCGGCCUGGUUUACCGCCAAACUGAGUUGCGAAACAAUUUCAAACCUAUGGCGAGGCACUGUACCUUAACUACGACGGCGAUGGCGUAGUAUAGCUUUGAUGCCUGAACGGUUUUAAGAGCUAUUUUUUGAAGCCUAGUAACUUGGUUUUAGGAUCAUCUAAUCAAGAAAAUAUUAAUUAAAUUCGAUAUCGGUCUAAAGAUUUAUCCACAUUAUAGGUAGAAAGGGACAAGGAGAAGAGGACAUAUAUCUGAAAAAAGAACGCCAGGUCUAUCAGAACGUAUCAGUCAUGCCAACAUAUCAGCCAUGAAACAGAUAUGUUUCCACACGCUAGCCAGUUGUAACUUGUCCUUUUACGACAAUCGUACAUCCGCUGCUUUCAUACCCCAUCUAUCAUCACCACGAUCGAACCCAUUAGCUGCUGCCACCCUCUCCACAUUAUGUUUCACCGGAAUCCCAUCCCCGAACAUCCAAUAUUGUACUCCAAGAUAACAGUCGCAGAGGCAUUGUAA
Molecule: messenger RNA, 1844 nt
Organism: Blastomyces gilchristii SLH14081
Lineage: Eukaryota; Fungi; Ascomycota; Eurotiomycetes; Onygenales; Ajellomycetaceae
Exons: 3
Coding region: 224-1297 (357 amino acids)
Source: RefSeq, a predicted model, not a curated record